Messenger RNA from Salvelinus namaycush (lake trout), 996 nucleotides. RefSeq names its product probable G-protein coupled receptor 34. NCBI's taxonomy places the organism in Eukaryota, Metazoa, Chordata, Actinopteri, Salmoniformes, Salmonidae. Gene Ontology annotation, cellular component: membrane. Gene Ontology annotation, biological process: G protein-coupled receptor signaling pathway. The record is from RefSeq and is a predicted model, not a curated record. Gene Ontology annotation, molecular function: G protein-coupled purinergic nucleotide receptor activity. The coding region runs from base 1 to 996 and encodes 331 amino acids. The transcript has a single exon.
AUGAUGGAACUAGGAGUAAACACCAGUGGGGUUGAUGUAAACGGCAACUGUGAGAUCCAUGACGGCAUCCUGUCUCCUGCCUUACCCAUUCUCUACUCAAUAAUCUGCUUCUUCGGCCUGGUCAGCAACACCAUGACCAUAUUUGUGUUCUUCCUGAGGAAGCACUCCGACUCGUCCAUGGCUGUGUACAUGAGACACCUGGCCAUAGCUGACUUCCUGUUGGUGCUGUGUCUGCCUAUGCGGGUCUAUUACCACAACAGCCAGGGCCCCUUCUACAUCUGCAAGGUGCUGGGCAUCUUCUUCUACGUCAACAUGUAUGCCAGCAUCCUGUUCCUCAGCCUGAUCAGUCUGGAUCGCUACCUGAAGAUCAUCAAGCCUGUGUGGGUCCUGAGAAUCCACAGGGUGCGGUGGAGCCACCGGGCGUCCUUCUCGGUUUGGGCAAGCCUGGUCCUGGGCAUGUCUCUGUUCUUCCUCAGGAAUGACAGGCAGCAACCCUGUGACAUGAUCUGCUUCCACUUCCACCAUAAAGGUCUCCUGGGGGGCCUGGCCAACCUCACCAUGGUGGCCUUCUUCUGUGCCACCUUCAUCCUCGUCCUCUGCUUCUACGCCAGCAUAACCACCAAGGUGAGGACCAUGUCCUUAGGGAACCAGGACCCCAAGGCCCAGCGGAGGAAGAGCAGGGUGGUCCGGAAGACUUUUGUGGUGCCGGUGAUCUUCACACUGUGCUUCCUGCCAUACCACCUGGUGCGAGUGCCCUACGUGCUGGCCCAAAUGGAUCUGAUUCAGGCCCUGGACAGUAAGCAGAUUCUUCACAUCCUCAAUGAGCUCACUCUGCUCCUGUCUUCCCUCAACAGCUGUCUGGACCCCAUAAUCUACUACUUCCUGUCCUGCACCUAUAGGAGGACCAUCCUCUGUGCCCUGCAAGGACAGUUCAAGACCAUGUAUGCUGUUACCAGUAGACACAUCAUUAUUAAUCAAUCUAUUACAGAGAUAUAG